Messenger RNA from Frankliniella occidentalis (western flower thrips), 2048 nucleotides. RefSeq lists its product as uncharacterized. The transcript has 7 exons. Gene Ontology annotation, molecular function: protein binding. NCBI's taxonomy places the organism in Eukaryota, Metazoa, Arthropoda, Insecta, Thysanoptera, Thripidae. The record is from RefSeq and is a predicted model, not a curated record. The coding region runs from base 98 to 1648 and encodes 516 amino acids.
CGUCUCGUCUGAUAAGGUUAGGUUAUCUGUUUCGACACCUUGACGUUUACGGACCUCUACUCCAUCAUAGCGUUGCAAGUUUGGGAAAACUGCAACUAUGCUGACUCGAGCAAGAAAGCGGGCUCAGAUAUCACUGGCUCCACCCCCGCCCUUAAAGUGUACAGUCGAGGAACCGCCGCCGCCGCCGCCUCCUCCGCCGACGACGCUUCUGUCGCUGCCCGACGUGCCGCUAGUGGAGGUGCUCUCCUACUUGUCGGUCGAGGACCUGGUGCGCGCCGGGCAGGCGAGCCCCCGGCUGGGCGCGCUCACCAGGGAACACGCGUCGCUGUGGCGCGGGAAGGCGAGGAGUUUCAAGAAGUACUACUUCGUGGACGCCGCCGCACUGUCGGUGAUGCUAAGGGCGUUGCCGCCCGUGUACAAGUUGAAGUUCACCACCGUGCGCCGUUCUCCCAUGAUUGUCGUCCAGUUAGAGUGCUUCACCAGGCAGACUCAACUGAAAGCCUUCACCACGUUGGCAGUGGAGGGCAUCACCGCGGAGUGCUGCUCCAGCAUAAUCCAGGAGGUCACGGCUCAUCUGGAGUACCUGGAGAUCUCGGGCCUUGAUCGUGGGCUGGAGUUUAUCCUGCUUGGCUUACGGUCUGCCCGCCUCGUGCGAAAUCUGGACAUCAGCCUGGAAACCUAUUUUUUACAAUGUAACUUCAGCUGGCCGCAGGCGUGGACGUUGCCCAAACUGCGCCACGUGUCCUUGGCAAGCACCGGCGAAUACUACGACGGCUCUCGACAGCAGCGGGGGCCUGAUCACACCGUACUGCAAGCCCUCAACUCGCUGCUGCUGGCGCACACGCGCACGGUGCGCUUCUUGAAUUUGAGGACGUUGCAAAUGAUGCCGUUGCUGCCGCUGCUGGACUCCCGCCCUGGUGUACUCGAGCGGAUGCUCGUGACUGUGACUGUACCUUCUAGACCCGCCGUGGUGCUGCAGCCAAUGAGUCGGCUCCAGGAUCUGAAGAUCCUCUCGAAUAACGACGGGAUGACGAUACUCAAAAGCCAGCUUGUCGCGUUCCUGGAGUCGUGCAAGGGCUCACUGCAACGCCUGGAUGUCGGGAGCUGCGGUACCCAGACGCUCCGCACCCUGGCUGAUGCGAAGCUCAGCGGCCUGAAGCAGCUGGUUCUCAGAUUUGACUUCACGGACUUUCGCCUGCAGCCGGGCGCUCUGCAGGCGGCGCUGGCGAGCCUGCCCAACCUCCAGUCCCUCCACAUCCUGAAGCUGUGGACGCCGACGCUGCCCGAGGCACUCGCCUGCAUCCCCGCUCGAGCCAUCCCGGCGCUCCGCCUCUUGCUCUUCACGGACAGCUUCACGGCUGACCAGGAUGCCGCCCCUUCGUCUGACUACGCGGGCUUUGCACAGUGCCAGGACCUCGUGCGCAGGUCCCCCAUGCCGCUCCACGUAGUUGUGAAGGUGACCUGGCGUACACGUCAAAUCUCGGUUCCUAGUGGUGAGAGGUGCAUCCUCUUCUUCAAGCACGCCGCGACGGCCCAACCGGAUGCGGCCGUGUGUACCCUGUGCACCGAAGCCGAAUCUGCUUUACGCUUGCGCUGCUGCAGCUUCGGCGUCGCCGUGAAAAUUGACGAUCGUGUUCAAGUGCAGUAACCCACACAGACAGUUAACUGUAAUGCUGACACGCCUCAACACAUAAAUUCAUAAAUCAUGUCAUGUAGACGUAGGUGCCGGCUCGGUUAUAGCGGCAGCAGAUAAGCAAUAAUCCGCCAGUCGAGUCACAGAAACUCCUGGCCCUGAACUCCGAGCUGAAGUUUUCCACCUAUGAGCUAAGCUAUUGCUACACACAUGAUCGUUGCGAAUGGUCUGGGCUGCCAUUAGGAGAUGCGGGAUGAUUCGGACCCACCAUCAAAGCAUUAUAAUGCGGACUAGUCAUCAUUCCUCGACUGUGAACUUGUAAAAUAAUUACUUUAUUCCAUUUAAUUUUGUGAUAAUUGUUAGUUUAGGAAUAUCAGACCCUUCCCGAUCCAGACUAAAAGUUUGUUUAUUAUUA